UUGACGCUCUGCGCUCAAGCGAUCAAGUUGAUUUGUUCAUCUUCUCCAUUUUCGUGACGCUCGAAAAGUAUCUGAAAACCGAACACUCAAAAACUAUCCACGUAAUUCACUCUUGCCAUUCAAGAGAAAAGUGUAAUUAGUUGAUGUAAUUGAAUUAAACCGUUUGCUAAUUUAUAUUACAAACAACAACAAUACACAUAAAGCGCCAUUCGCUAGAGACCAUCAGCAGGUAUGGCUGAAGCCCAUUCGGCCGUCGCCUUCUCGUUUGCGAUCACGCACGAGGGCUUCGACAUCAACUAUGACCACGAGGUGCUCAAUCUCGUCUUUGCCUCGGGCGUGCGCUCCUGGAAGAAGCGCAUAGCGCGUGCCAGGAAUGGCAUACGGAACGGUGUUUAUCCGGCUCACAUACAAAGCCUCUGGCUAAUCACGGCCAUUGCGCUGGGCCUGCAUUUUGCCGGCUAUCAGGCGCCCUUCAACCUGACCAACAAAAUCCUCGUCUAUUUGCCCAGCAACACGAUCAACUGGCAGAUCACUGCCUGCUUUCUGACCGCGCUUACCGUGUGGCUCUCCAUAUGCUUUACGAUGCGCUACACGCUCAAGCUGCUGCUCAUGUACAAGGGCUGGAUGUACGAGUCGAGAGCGCCGGGCAGCCGUGUGUCCAUACCCACCAUGCUCUGGGUGGCUGUGGUGCGUGUGCUCUCCAGUUGGAAUAAGCCGGGCCUCUACAGUUUCCAGGGCUCGCUGCCACGCCUACCGCUGCCGUCGGUGCACGAUACGAUGAAACGUUAUUUGCGCUCCGUGCGCCCUCUGCUGGAUGAUGAGAACUAUGAGCGUAUGACGGCAUUGGCCAACGAGUUCGAGAAUACAAUUGGUAAGAAACUGCAACGAUAUCUGCUGCUGAAGAGCUGGACGUCCACGAACUAUGUUUCGGAUUGGUGGGAGGAAUACGUUUACCUGCGCGGUCGCAGUCCAUUGUGUGUGAACAGCAAUUUCUAUGGCACCGAUGCCAUCUUCAUGAAUCUCACCAACAAUCAGGCGGCUCGUGCUGCCAAUGUCAUCUCGCUGCUGCUCAACUUCAGGCGUCUGAUCGAGCGUCAGGAGCUGCAGCCCAUCAUGGUGCAGGGCAUGAUACCGCUCUGCUCGUGGCAAUAUGAGCGCACAUUCAACACGGUACGCGUGCCUGGUCUGGAAACGGAUCGCAUCGUUCACUACCGCGAUUCCAAUCACAUUGUGGUGCUGCACAAGGGCUGCUACUACAAGAUGCUCAUCUACUAUAAGGGACGCACUCUGCGCCCCUGUGAGCUGCAACUUCAAAUCCAGGAAAUACUCGAUUCUAAGGCCACUCCCUUGGAGGGUGAGGAGCAUUUGGCUGCUCUGACGGCCUGGAAUCGCUCCAAGUGGGCCGAGACACGCAAUACAUACUUCUCGUACGGAACCAACCACAUUGCGCUGCGUACCAUUGAAUCGGCUGCCUUUGUGCUGUCCCUGGACGAUGAACCGUUCGAGUUUGAUCUCAAGCGUCCCGAAUUGCUGGACUCAUUCGGCAAGAAGCUGCUACAUGGCAACGGCUACAAUCGUUGGUUUGACAAGAGCUUCACCGUCUGCGUGGGCACUAAUGGACGCGUCGGCUUCAAUGCUGAACAUACUUGGUCUGACGCUGCGAUCGCCUCACACAUGUGGGAGAAUCUGAUCAUUGAUGAUUUGGAAAGCGAUGGAUAUGAUGAGACAGGCAAUACGAAGGGCAUUCCAGAGUUCACACCGCCCACGCCCACGCGUCUGCAUUGGGACUUGAAAGCAUGCCUGCCACAGAUUGAAGAGGCCACCAUCUGUGCCACGAAGCUGUGCAAUGAGGUCGAUCUGCGCAUUCUGGUGCACCAGGAGUACGGCAAGGGCUUCAUGAAGAAGUGCCGUCUCUCGCCGGAUGCCUUCAUACAAAUGGCCCUGCAGUUGGCCUACUAUCGGGAUGCGGGACGCUUCUCGCUGACCUAUGAGGCGUCCAUGACGCGUCUGUUCCGCGAGGGACGCACUGAAACUGUGCGACCUUGCACCAUAGAAUCAAGCGCGUGGGUCAAGGCCAUGGAGAAUCCAAGUACAACGAACGAUGAGCGCGUGGAGCUGCUAAAGAAAGCGUGCGAGCGCCAUCAGCUGGCUUAUCAGGAUGCCAUGUGCGGAAAUGGUAUUGAUCGCCAUCUGUUCUGCUUGUAUGUUGUCUCAAAAUACCUGGAAGUGGAUUCACCCUUCCUCAACGAGGUGCUCAGUGAACCCUGGCGCCUGUCCACUAGUCAAACGCCCCAUGGCCAGACGCCCAAGAUGGAUUUGAAGAAGCAUCCAAAUUGCAUCAGCGCCGGCGGUGGCUUUGGACCCGUCGCCGAUGAUGGCUAUGGUGUCUCCUAUAUCAUAGCCGGCGAAAAUUUAAUAUUCUUCCAUAUCUCAGCAAAGAACACGUGUCCACAAACGGAUGUGCACCGGUUCGCAAAGAAUAUUUGCCAGGCUUUGGCCGACAUUCGCAGCAUGUUCGAGCAGCACAUGAAGGAUCAUCCGAAGCCAGCCAAGUCCAUCACUAAUGGCGUCUCUAAAUAAUGAUUAGUCCUAUUUGUAGUGAAACUCUUGCGAGAUUCUUGUUAGCAUUUGUUUUUACUUCUCUAGUUACUUGUUUUACCAAUCAUCAAGCAUAUUGUCUAUUAUAAGUUUUCAAUUUAAGCGCAAAAGUGUUCCGAAACAAAUUAUAAAA
This is a messenger RNA of Drosophila navojoa, 2731 nucleotides long. It is a transcript of the gene whd, whose product is annotated as carnitine O-palmitoyltransferase whd. The record is from RefSeq and is a predicted model, not a curated record. NCBI's taxonomy places the organism in Eukaryota, Metazoa, Arthropoda, Insecta, Diptera, Drosophilidae. Gene Ontology annotation, molecular function: carnitine O-palmitoyltransferase activity. Gene Ontology annotation, cellular component: mitochondrion. Gene Ontology annotation, biological process: carnitine metabolic process; fatty acid metabolic process.